AUGUCGAAAAAGAUACAUACUAUGAAAUGGGAUUCAGUACCCAUGGAUGGAUUUCCAGCGUCAAUGAUGGACAAAUUACAUGGAUUUGUUGGACUUGAGGAAUGCACUGAGUAUGGUCUGGAUAAAAGCACUAAACGAUCGAAAAAGAAAAAUCAAGACAAUAGCGCUAAACAAAAAGAAACAAAGCCUAAAGAUGCAAAGAAACGUAAAAAUAAAGAAAGCAAAGAUCCGCAAGAAUCAGUUGCAUGUCCAAAGAAAAAAGUGAAGUUAAGUAAUGGCUUUAUUGUAGAAACAUGUGAAAAAGAAGCACCGUCUCCCACAAAUAAAAUUGAUAUUGACGGUAAAUUAAAACAAAUUAAGGAUUUUUCAAAAGGUAAUCAAACAAAAUUAAUUAAAAAUAAAAAGGAGAUUAACAAGAAUGAAGAAGCUGUAAUAACAGUGAAGAAGCAAAGUUUAUGUAAAAAAACAAAAAAGAGGAAGUUAGGGGAAGAUAUAUCAGAAGUGGUAUCAAGUUUAACUCCUGAUGAUAUGCUGUCGUGGGCUGAGUUUAAACUGCCGCAGGAAAUAGUCAAGGCAUUAAUGGAGUUAGGGUUUAAGAGGCCUACUAAAAUACAGGAGCUAAGUUUGCCAGCUGCCGUUCAUGGUAGGAGAGAUAUUUUAGGAGCUGCUGAAACAGGAAGUGGUAAGACCCUAGCUUUCGGUCUUCCUAUUUUGACCGGUAUAAUGAAAUUAAAAGAAAAAGCUGAACUUAAAGGUUUAGAUGUUUAUGAUAUUCCUUAUAAAAAGACUUCGGCUAAAAAGAAAAGUAAAAGUGAAGUAGAAAAACUGAAUACAACCAAAAACAAAGGAAAAGGUAGAGGUAAAAAAGAAAAGGAAGUUAAAGAAUCUUCAGAAGAUGGUUACAGUUCUGGUGAUGACGAAAAUAAUGAAGCGUCAAAAAUUGGCGAGGUGCUAGGUGAAGCAACAAAUGAUGAUUUUAUAGAAGAAGUUGAAAUACCUGUUAGAAAACGAGAGGAAUCGGUUGAUGAAGGGAAUGAUAGUGAUGAAGAUGAUUAUAUACAUUUGUCAGACAUGUUGGAUUCUGAUGAUCUGAAAUCUAGUGAUGAAGAAGAUGAUGCUAGUGUUAAAGAUGAUAACAAUCUUGAUAAAGGAAAUGAAAACGAUGAAGAUGGUGAUGUUAGUGGAAAUGAGAUUGAAAUGGAUGGUGUUGAUGAAGUUGAUGCAAAUGCACAAAGUAUAGGAUGUGUUAAAGUAAUAGAUGACGUAGAGUUACCAGGGAAUGUUUUGUACAAGACUGGGAAGCCUCUGUAUGCACUGAUAUUGACUCCAACAAGAGAGCUUGCGAUACAGAUUAGCAGGCAUUUGAUAGCAGCAGCUAAAUACACAGGAAUAAGGGUAGCAACCAUCGUGGGUGGUAUGGCAGAGGUGAAACAGGAGAGGGUGCUCCGCUCGGGGCCGGAAAUCGUCGUGGCCACUCCGGGACGACUGUGGGAACUGCUCAACCAGGGACAGCCGCAUCUACAGCAACUGACAGCUGUCAAAUUUCUAGCAAUAGAUGAAACGGACAGAAUGCUAGAGCGCGGACAUUUUGAGGAACUUGAGCCAUUAUUGGAGAGGCUCAACUGUGAAGAAUCACAUCGAAGUGCCAGGCAGAACUUUGUGUUUUCGGCAACACUUACUCUUGUUCACGAUCUACCCACUCAUAUGAAAGGGAAAAAGGUAACCAAGAGAGGUAAAAUAAUAAAUCGGAAAGUCAACAAAAUGACUUCGCAGCAAAAGAUCAAGAAGCUAAUAAAUAUGAUCGGGAUGACAGAUCCAAAAGUAGUGGACAUAACUACGGAGAAUUUGGGUACAGCCGACAGCUUGACCGAGUCUCGCAUAACCUGCUCGUUCGAGCAGAAAGACGCGUACCUGUAUUACAUAUUGAAGCGACAUCCCGGGAGGACAAUCGUGUUUUGUAACUCAAUCGGCAGUGUUAAAAGAUUGGCUCAGCUACUGGGACUGCUGAAGUGUGUGCCGUUGCCAUUGCACGCCAGCAUGCCGCAACGACAAAGACUGAAGAAUCUGGAAAGGUUCCGCGAUGAUCCAAGGGGCGUUUUGGUGGCCACCGACGUCGCAGCGAGAGGACUUGACAUUCCAGACGUAGACCACGUGAUACAUUAUCAAGUACCCAGAACUGCUGAGAAUUACGUGCACCGGAGCGGUAGAACUGCGCGCGCCUGCAAGGAAGGUCUCACCAUUCUGAUGAUGGAACCAGCCGAGGCAUAUUCAUAUGCCAAAAUAUGUAGAACCUUGAACAAGACAUCGGAGCUGGCGACAUUCCCCGUGUCGUCGCAUAGCCUGGCGUCCAUCAAGGAGCUGGUGAACCUGGCCCGCGAAAUGGAUGGUUUGAUGCUAAAGAAGCGACGCGCGACCCACGCGCAGGGCUGGCGGGACCGCGUCGCCAAGGAAAUGGAUAUGAUCGUGGACGACGACGAUGUUCCUUCCGCCCACAUGGACCCUGCAAUAGACAAAGCCCUCAAGGUCAAGAAGAAGAGGUUGGACUUCAUGCUGUCAAGGCCGCUGUUCCCCAAGGGAUUCUCCUUCAAGUACCCCACACUCAACGACCCGGACGCUUUGGUGAUGCCCGAGGAAAAUGCUUUGCAGGUAAUGAAAAAGUCUCUGGAGACUGGCGAGCUGAAGAGAGACAAGAGGAAAGGCAAAAACGACGCGUUACUGAAGUUAGAAAAGAGAUUUAAGAAACUUUAAGAAGUAAAUAAACGCGCCGUUUGAAAUAAU
Pararge aegeria (speckled wood butterfly) is the source of this 2778-nucleotide messenger RNA. Its product is annotated as DEAD-box ATP-dependent RNA helicase 13. The record is from RefSeq and is a predicted model, not a curated record. Gene Ontology annotation, cellular component: nucleolus. The transcript is spliced from 15 exons. The coding region runs from base 1 to 2748 and encodes 915 amino acids. NCBI's taxonomy places the organism in Eukaryota, Metazoa, Arthropoda, Insecta, Lepidoptera, Nymphalidae. Gene Ontology annotation, molecular function: ATP binding; nucleic acid binding; RNA helicase activity.